CAAAACGUCUAUCGGCACCACUCGCGUCUUACAAUACGUGAAACAAUAUUCUAUUUUUAAAUUAUCUGUAUUCGAUAUUCCAAGUUUAAACAUUUGAAGAUUUCGUGUUCUGUGCUGUUUGUUGAUUUCUAGCAAAAGAAAUAUGGCAGCCAUAGAAGAGAAGUUGUAUCCUAAUUGUGAUGCGACCGUUUGGCUCCGAUCUUGUGAGGAGGAGGUGUCUGAACCUCUGGAAGGGGUGACCACAGGUGAAGUACCAAAAUGGCUCCGUGGCACCCUACUACGCAAUGGGCCAGGUUCCUUGAAGGUCGGAGACAUGCGGUUCGAUCACCUUUUCGACAGUUCCGCACUUUUACACAGGUUCGCGAUUGACGAUGGUCAUGUGACAUACCAGUGCCGGUUUCUCCGUACCAACACGUUGAAGAAGAAUCGGGCAGCCAACCGCAUCAUCGUUUCGGAGUUCGGGACUAAGUCCGCCCCAGACCCUUGUCAUUCAAUAUUCGACAGGGUAGCAGCAUUCUUCAACCCCGCGGAGCACAUGUCAGACAACGCUAUGAUAUCAGUAUAUCCAUUCGGUGAUGAAGUGUACGCGUUCACUGAAGGACCUAUUAUACACAGGGUAGACACAGUCACCCUGGACACCCUUGAGCGCAAGAACAUGACGAAAUGCGUUGCGCUCGUCAACCACACCUCACAUCCACACGUCAUGCCUAAUGGGGAUGUCUACAACCUUGGUAUGACGAUAGUGAAAGGCACAAUACGACACGUUGUCGCUAAAUUUCCUUACACAGAAAAAGGCGACAUGUUUAAAAGCGCACGCAUUGUAGCAUCGUUGAAGCCACGGUGGACACUUAAUCCUUCUUACAUGCAUACUUUCGGUAUAACUGAAAAUUAUUUCGUGAUAGUGGAACAGCCAUUGUCAGUAUCAGUUCCUGGUCUGAUGCGAGGUCUCAUCACCAAUGACAAGCUCGUUUCCAGCUUGCAAUGGAAUCCUGGUUAUGAGACCCACAUAGUACUUCUAAGUCGGUCCACAGGCCGAGAAGUAAAGAGAUUUCGUACUGAAAGUCUAUUUUAUUUGCACAUCAUCAACACGUUUGAACGGGAUGGCAACCUGAUUGUGGACAUCUGUACCUAUAAGGACGCUAAAGUCAUAGACGCUAUGUACGUGAAGGCUAUUGAGUCAAUGCAAAGUAAUGCGGACUACGCGAAUUGGUUCCGAGCACGACCUAAGAGGAUGGAGGUAUCGCUGGACGCACCUAACCUCACUUAUGUGGUACCUAGAAUCCUAGCUAACAUCGGCUGUGAGACCCCAAGACUGCACUAUGAUGAUCAUAAUGGAAAACCCUACAGAUACUUUUACGCCAUCAGUUCUGAUGUAGAUGCUGAAAAUCCUGGAAUGGUUAUAAAGGUGGAUACGAACACCGGCGAGACGAAGACGUGGUGUGAGCACAACUGUUACCCGAGCGAACCAAUAUUUGUGCCAGCUCCUAACGCUAAGGAUGAAGACGACGGAGUUCUUCUAAGUGCUUUAGUGUGGGGCGGUGACGUCACAAACACAGUGGCAGUAUUAAUCCUAGACGCUAAAACUAUGCAGGAACUAGCUCGAUCCACCUUCGACACUCCCUCACCAGCUCCUAAAUGUUUACACGGCUGGUUCUUACCGACUAACAGUUAAACAUUAUCAAAAUAAGUUUAGAAUAGUGGCCUGUUUCUCAGUCAAUCUAUUUUCAUCUUGCUUGAUUCGAACUAAGUCUCCAUUUUUAGGAA
Messenger RNA from Spodoptera exigua (beet armyworm), 1764 nucleotides. NCBI's taxonomy places the organism in Eukaryota, Metazoa, Arthropoda, Insecta, Lepidoptera, Noctuidae. The record is from the annotation of a GenBank genome assembly.